AUGAUGUCCGGCAGCACUGCAGCUCAAGAUGAGAGAAUCAGCUACAGCGCAUUCUAUCCCAAGACCUUCCUGUUCUCACUCUUCGUCGCAGCCUACAGCCACCGCCGUCGGUCGCUCCAACUCUCGGGGGCAGUGACUGCCAACCUGAUCGGCUACCUUACCCUCGCGAAUCCCAACCCGAUUUUCGGCGGCGCACUGCUCUCCUUCUUCACUUUGGGAACAAUCGCGACGAAAUAUAAACAAAAGAUUAAAGCGGGUCUGGUCGAUGAAUCCGAGCAAGACUGUGUGCCAUCCGAUCAGCACCAUCACCAUAUCAGCAAGAACGAUAAGACGAACAAGCUGCAGACUGGCGGUCCAUCACCCACACCAACCGGCCAUCCUCGUCCCGCUGGUAGGGACUGGAAACAAGUACUCUGCAAUGCCUGGUUUGGUACCCUUUGUGCACUCUCCUAUGCUUUCUUCGACCCUCUUUCUAGGCAUGAGCUACUACUAGGAAGCUCUUAUGACAAUCCGUUCGAGAUUGGCCCACUCCGAAAGGCACUAGUCUCUGCUUCUCUUGCAUACUGGGCUGGCUGUGCAGGCGACACGGUCAGCAAUAAAGAUUUAAUCCUCUGGAGUGUGUGA
Messenger RNA from Puccinia triticina, 624 nucleotides. RefSeq lists its product as uncharacterized. The record is from RefSeq and is a predicted model, not a curated record. Gene Ontology annotation, cellular component: membrane. The transcript has a single exon. The coding region runs from base 1 to 624 and encodes 207 amino acids. Lineage: Eukaryota; Fungi; Basidiomycota; Pucciniomycetes; Pucciniales; Pucciniaceae.